Fopius arisanus is the source of this 1405-nucleotide messenger RNA. Its product is annotated as nucleoplasmin-like protein. Gene Ontology annotation, molecular function: RNA binding; chromatin binding; histone binding. The record is from RefSeq and is a predicted model, not a curated record. The coding region runs from base 118 to 654 and encodes 178 amino acids. The transcript has 5 exons. Gene Ontology annotation, biological process: chromatin remodeling. Gene Ontology annotation, cellular component: nucleolus; nucleoplasm; cytoplasm. Lineage: Eukaryota; Metazoa; Arthropoda; Insecta; Hymenoptera; Braconidae.
CGUUUGUCUCAGUUUUUCUCACCGCACGUCAGUCGUACAGUUGUUCGACGCAGGCACGUUAGAUUUGCCUUGCAAUUUGUUGAGUAACGAGCAUCCGUUUAUAUCAGUUCAAUCGUCAUGGCAGAGGAAUAUCUUUUUGGAAUUACCCUCGUGGGAGAGAAGUCCAGCGAGGUCUGGGAUCCAGAACACAAAAAUGACGACGCUGAAGGCGGCAACCAACAUUUUGGCGUCGAUCAAAAACUCAUCAUCAAAAUGGCUCUUUUGGGACCUGAGGCAAAGCCUGGAGAGCUCAAUGUCCUGCAGGUGGAGGCCAUGGGCCUGAAGGGACUCAUCAAGACUCCAAUUGCACUUUUGGAGCGGGGAAAGACAGAACAGAUUAUUCUCGAUCUCAGCUUUCCUGAUCCACCAGUGACUUUCACACUUGUCAAGGGAAGUGGACCAAUUCACAUAGUUGGACACAAUCUUUUGGGAACUCACAUGGAAGAGUUUGACGAUCUAGAAGAUGAGAUGGAGGAGGAGAACAUUGAUGAUGAGGACGACGAGAAGGACACAGAGGUUGAGGAUGACGAGGACGAAGAGCCCAAAAAGAAGAACGCCAAAUUGUCAGCCCCGGCCAAAAACAAAAAUCAGGCCAACAAGAACAAGAAGAAAUAAAGUGAAGGGUUUUCAGUGUGGCCUGUGAGAGAUAAAAAUCCAUAUUUUAGGCUAAGAUUUAAUGUAAGUCCAUUGACCAUCAUCCGUGCAUUUGUACGAAUUUACUAAUCUUAUCAUCGGAUUAUUCAGAUAUUUAAAGAGACAGGAAUAGAGCCACGACAAAUGUCCGACAUUUACUACUAUAGUUGACAAAUUGGUAAAAAGAAUUUAGUCAUUAAAUACUUGACACUGUCAUUACAUUCUAUAUCAUUUAAAGAUCGUUUUAUUUUCUUUCUAUUCCCAGUCUCGAGACUUUUUUUUUCCAAAAAAAUGUGCGAGUAGCUUCUAUGAUAAUAAAAUCCUCGUAAUGACAAAGAACUAUUAAACAGUAAUGCUCAAUUAUCGAGUCUUCAUUCAUGAUGUCAACUCUUCCAAGUAAAUAGUGUCCCAACGCGAGUGGAAAAAUGCAAGGAGAUAAUAAAAUCAUUGGCAUGUACUUUUUAUGAUUUUCUUUUCAUUCAGAUAUUUACGAUACGACGUCAAUUGUCAUGAGAACAUGAUAUUUCAAGUCAUUCCAUUUCCAACGAGUGGUUUGUACAUUUAUCGAGAGAUCACGAGUGUUAUGUGAUUUUAUGUGUAAAGAAAUCCGAAUGCCUGGGCGCCAAGGAAUCUUAAUUCAGUUUAUGAGCACAGGUAUUUCUGUGCGAUCGACUGCACACUCUGUACACCUAUUUUGUACAUAUAAGUGAUACAAUAAAACAUUUCACAUAAA